Molecule: messenger RNA, 798 nt
Organism: Wallemia ichthyophaga EXF-994
Lineage: Eukaryota; Fungi; Basidiomycota; Wallemiomycetes; Wallemiales; Wallemiaceae
Product: tyrosine-protein phosphatase
Exons: 1
Coding region: 1-798 (265 amino acids)
Biological process (GO): protein dephosphorylation
Molecular function (GO): protein tyrosine phosphatase activity
Source: RefSeq, a predicted model, not a curated record
AUGAUGGCUGAUUCCAUUCAAGAGCUGUCUCGACGAGAGAAAGUCCGAUUAGACAGGAAAUCUUUAUCAAAGUCCAAGUCAACGCGAUUUAUCGCGUUUAAUAGGUAUACAAAUAUACUCUGCUACGAUGAAAGCCUGCCGAGCACAGUGGAGUAUAUCAACGCAUCCGUCGUGCAGUUUAACGACUUUAAUUGCGAUAUUGGGCAGUCAAAGAUGUUUAUAGCCACACAAGCACCACCGUUGCACACGCUGCAAUCAUUCUACACGAUGAUUCUCGAGGAAGGUGCCCGUGAUAUCAUACAGCUGUCCAAUUAUCGCGAGAGCGGGAGAGUAAAGGUUGAUUAUUACCUGCCAAACGAUUUUAUUCAGCUGGAUGGUAUUACUAUCACAAAAAAGUCCAUAGAUGAGGACGAAGAAUGUCUGACAACGAUUAUCGAGAUAACAACGCCCUUUAAAUCACUUGAAACCCGUCAUAUACUCUACAAGAUAUGGCCAGAUCACUCCGCGCCGAAAUCACUUUCCUCUUUAAAAACCCUUUUGCGUAGACUCGAUAGGCAAUCACCUUGUGUUGUGCAUUGCUCAGCAGGGAUCGGCAGAAGUGCAACAUUUAUAGCCUUAAACGAGCUUAUACGAUGCAAAGACCACAAAUUAAAGCCAUUCUACGAUGACCUCAACGAAAACAAUACUGAUAACGCAGAUAUUGUAUUCCGGGCUGUCGACUUUAUAAAAAGGCAGAGGCCGCUGAGCUGUGAGCCGAUGCAAAUAGCUUGGCUAUACCACGCACAGCAGCGACUGUAA